Saprolegnia parasitica CBS 223.65 is the source of this 990-nucleotide messenger RNA. RefSeq lists its product as hypothetical. The record is from RefSeq and is a predicted model, not a curated record. The transcript is spliced from 6 exons. The coding region runs from base 1 to 990 and encodes 329 amino acids. Lineage: Eukaryota; Oomycota; Saprolegniomycetes; Saprolegniales; Saprolegniaceae.
AUGGCCUCGACGAUCGCGAUCAUCGUCAAGGCCACCGCAGACGCCCGGCAGCAGCUCGACUCGCCGACGAAAGGAGCGUCCUGCGAAGAUGGCUGCACGGCCGUCAGCGACGAGACCACGAGCGUCCCCUGUGCGCUGCGCAUGACGGCGAUAGGCCCCAAGGGUGCGGCGACGGACGAGAUUGAGCGCCUCGAUUGGUUCACCUUCUUGAGCGACCUGGACUUGGCGACGAACACGUACACGCUCCAGCUCGUGAACUGCGCGCCGGGCUUCUACGUCCUGUACCCGUUCCAGCUGACGAUCCGGCGUGACGCUCACCCGCCCGUCAUUGGCGAAUUUGUCCUCGGCUAUGCCAACACGACCCGCGGGAACGCUACGUUCAGCGACUACAGCCAUCGGCUUCCAUGGCUCGACUCCAUGGUGCUGCCCCUGGAUUGGGUCUAUCUUGCCAUCGUACUGGGCAUAUUGGGCGCCGCGUCCAUGCUCUGGUUCGUGCUGCAGCGGCAGCGCUACGUGCCGGAAAGCGUCAACAUGACCUCCGCGUCGCACCGCAUUGCGCCCGUCGUCAACGCUGGCGGCGCGAUAGCACGACCCGAUGCAUCGAGCGACAAGAUCAAGAUCAUUCCGCUCUCGGACACGGCGUCGCUAAAAGCACCCAUGGGUCUCUGGACGCGCAUGGAAGAGUUCAGCACUCAUGAACAAGGCGUAGGCGCACGCAUGUGCGAUCCUGGGGAUGACGACGAGCCUCUCCUCGUUCCCGUCUUUUCGGACCAAGAUGACGUGGCGUGGCGAGAGUUCUUUGAUUUGCACAUCUACCGAACAGAAGCGCCCCGAUCGACCGAGCUGGAUGCGGCAGCAACGUCGGUUCUCACCGAGAUCGAACAACGAGUGCAACGAACGCGGUCAUCGGAGCUUGGCGCGGGCUCCGGCCGUUCUCGCCUCGCUGGGCCCGUCAGCGCUGGGAGCGGGGUCGGCGCGCAAGACCUUUAA